UACUUGACGUUCGCGUGCGAAAUUCGACAAACACAUAACCACUUCGAUUUGCGUGUCGUCGCCGAAACGAACCGAUACAUUAUCUCGAACUGUUAUAUUAAAUUUUAUUUUACAUUAUAUAAUUAUUAUUUUUAAUUAAAAAAAAAUUAGUGAUUGACUCUUAGCUAAUUUAUAAGACUGAUGGUAUAGUUGUGAUAUUUUUGUUGUGAUUUUUCUAUGCAUGGUGUGAAUGGUAUUAAGAAUCAGUGAUAGCCUACUUUUACAUAUUUGAAUCUAGUGAAAUUGUGUUUGCGAAUUUAAUCAACUCUAAUUCUGAUUCUUCUCAGUGUGAAAAUUGGAUGGCUACAUUUUGAAGCAAUGAAAGCGGGAUCCUCAAGAUAGCGCCAUCAUACGUCCAGAAACCGAGAAUGUUGAGAUGGUUGGGUCCCAAGAAGCCCACAGAACCACCCGAUAGGAGGUCGUCAUCGGACCCUGCCGGAAUAGCGGACGAGGAGUUCACCGAUGACCCGCUGGCCGCCAUCUCCAUUCUCGACACCCGCAGGAAACGAGGUGAACCUCGACAGGUCUAUUCAGUAAGCAGGUCAGUUUUCUUACCAAGGGUAACGCUGAAGAGCAAUGCUGGUAUUGAGGGUACUUCUACUUCUGACAAUACUGCUCUUAAUGGUGUUGGGGUGAACCCGUUGUUUCUCGAACCUCCACCACCAGACGUACCGAAACCCCAAUCCCGCAAUGUAUCUCACCAAAGCUCCCCGUCCCCCGCCUACAAAUCCAACUCGUCCGGUUAUGGAGGCUCGCAGGGUGGAAGCAGCAUGGACGCCCUCUAUUUGGAGCAGCUCAAGCUCCAAAACGAGAACGGCGUCGUGCUCGAUCAGAAUCCGGCGUACGUUCGCAGCAUACGCGUAGCACGUGGCAGGAGGAACGCGAAAACAAAGCAGAAGAUACAGGUGCCAUCUAUGACGUCGAGUUCGUCGGGUAACGGGACUUUGACUACCAUUCCAGAAGGAAGGGUCGAUUUGCCAAUACCCAAACCAAUCUGGCCUUUAGAUGAGAAAUUCUUGGAUCAGUACGAUUCACUUGUAGACGAUGCUUUGUUGCUGUACACCAGUCUGAAUCAGUCGCCGGAGAAGACCAAAUGCCUGGAGAGCUAUGUUGACCUGUCCGUUAAGGAUUUACUCGUGGAACUGCUGAAUCACAUCAACGCCACCUUAGAGGGCAAAACUGGGGUCAGUCCUGAAGACAUGCUGAGGAAUAUCAAUGAUCGCCUCCUGUCGAAGCUGGAGACGUUGAGGAACGCCACGGAAGAUGAGAUGAAGAAGCUGUGUAUUAAUCUGAGUAAUUGCAGGAAGAUGAAUUCAGUACUGAGGGCCUUCAGUAAUUCCAGUUCCAGUGGCAAUUCAACUCAAAGUGUGGCAGAUUACAGCAGCGGUCGUGUCCGUACCGUCUCCUCCGAAACUGAGGACAUCUACCAGAUACCCUCAGGUUCCUCCAGUAGCGGUUUCAGUGACUCAGUCAAAGAACCUUGCACAGUACUUCCCGUUUUCGUUCACCACGACAAUUUCUCUGGCGUGCCGAACGGCGUGCGCAACGCAAUGAUUUAUGGAACGUUGAUGAGGGACAGAAGCGGAACAGGUGGUGAGAAACUAUUGGAAAGGAACAAAACAGCAACGGUCCCGAAGAAGAGCUUGCUCAUGGCUGUGAACGAUAACAAACCGAGUGUGUGGGAACAAUACUACGGAAUGAAGGCGAACGCCGAAGGAGUGACGAAGCAAACACUGAAACCCUCAGAUGUACCUAUUUUUCCUGGCGGCCGACCGGAAGCGGAUUUUACACUGGACGUUCCAAGAUCGGAGCUGCUGUCGAAGAAGAUGCGCGAGGACAAGAAAUGGAGAUUUAGGUGUCGAUUAUUAACAUCUUUUUUAGGGUUGGUCUUUUUUCUGUUGUCAGUUAUGGCUGUUAGUUUAAUGUUGACGCGUGGAAAACGUAUGUUUGGAUCUAUGGUAUAAACGAUUUACGAUACGAUGGAGUUAUACUAAAAAAAUGUUUAUUUAAAUCAAACGACAAUGGACGCGCGCAUUUAUCUAAACUUAUUUAGUUUUAAUUUCAAUAUAUAAAGUUUUAAAAAAGCACAGUUUCUCUUUAUGUAAUUGGAAACAUUCAAUCAGAUCCAUUAAUCUGAUUGAUUUCUAUAAUUACUUUUUUUCUAUGUUUUCAGGAUUAAAGGAAAUUUACUAGUACUUUAUAAUGCUUUUAUUGUCAGUUAUUUAUUAUCACUUAAAUAAUGAUUUGAAUUAUUUAUUUUUAAAUUGUUGAAAGUAUAUUCUGUAGUAGUUUUAGAUAAUAUAGACCACAGUAGGGUAAUUAUAAACCACUGCCAUAAGAUUUGCUCACACAAUACAUAUUACUUUUAAGUGCCAAAUAGUAUUUGCUACAACUAAUAAUAAAUCUUGAAAAAAUUGGAAACAUACAUGUUUUUUUUUUCAUGAAUAACAAGUAGUUUUAACAAUAUUUCAUAGUUUUAUUAUUUGAAAAAAAAAAAUACAAAAAAAAAACUUCUACAAAUUUAAAUUAAAAAUUAUAUUAAAAGAUAAUAUAAAAAUGUAAAACGUGGAGCAAUGAAUGAAUUUCGUACUUAAACUUUUGUAGUCCACUGUUUUCGAAGUAAUUAAACUUAAGUAUUAUUUAAAAUGUUUCAUAUUAUUAUAGUUACCAGGAGUUUUAUUCUUUUUCUUUUGUGAUCUUCCCAAUAUAUUAUUUAAUGUGUGUACGUUAUAAUUAAUUUAAGUGUUCGGUCAAUUUUCUAUUUAAUUUUAGUGAAUUGUCUUCUAAUGAAUUUAAGUCUGAGUGUAAAUUAAUGUGUAAAUGUGUCUUUUGUAUUAAUUGACUGUAUAUAUUGUAUUAUAUUUAAAU
Aethina tumida (small hive beetle) is the source of this 2907-nucleotide messenger RNA. RefSeq lists its product as uncharacterized. The record is from RefSeq and is a predicted model, not a curated record. NCBI's taxonomy places the organism in Eukaryota, Metazoa, Arthropoda, Insecta, Coleoptera, Nitidulidae. The transcript is spliced from 6 exons. The coding region runs from base 408 to 2003 and encodes 531 amino acids.